This is a messenger RNA of Populus euphratica (Euphrates poplar), 2041 nucleotides long. RefSeq names its product splicing factor 3A subunit 3-like. Gene Ontology annotation, cellular component: nucleus; spliceosomal complex. The coding region runs from base 131 to 1663 and encodes 510 amino acids. NCBI's taxonomy places the organism in Eukaryota, Viridiplantae, Streptophyta, Magnoliopsida, Malpighiales, Salicaceae. The record is from RefSeq and is a predicted model, not a curated record. Gene Ontology annotation, biological process: mRNA splicing, via spliceosome. The transcript is spliced from 13 exons. Gene Ontology annotation, molecular function: RNA binding; zinc ion binding.
AUAAAAAUAAAAUAAACCAGACCUGAACUCACCACUGCAACUUCUUUCUCAACAGAAAAAACCCUAAUCAAAACCACACUGAAGUCCACCAUAAGUUGCACCGGAACCGGAGGCAGAGGCCACCUUGAAGAUGUCGUCGACUCUAUUAGAGGUGACUCGAGCCUCUCACGAGGAAGUAGAGAGACUCGAACGGCUUAUCGUUAAAGAUCUCCAAAAUGAACCAGCAAACAACAAGGACCGUCUUUUUCAAAGCCACCGUGUUCGUAACAUGAUCGAAAAUAUCAUUUCUACUACUGAGAAACUCGUUGAGAUUUAUGAAGAUAAAGAUAAUGCGAGGAAAGAUGAGAUUGCGGCGCUUGGUGGACAAACGGCGACUGGAACCAAUGUGUUUAGUGCUUUUUAUGAUAGAUUAAAAGAGAUUCGAGAGUAUCAUAGAAGGCAUCCAGCGGCCCGUGUCGUAGUUGAUGCUAAUGAGGAUUAUGAGGGAAUGCUUAAAGAGGAACCAGUUAUUGAGUUUACUGGUGAGGAAGCAUUUGGGAAAUACUUAGACAUGCAUGAAUUGUAUAACCAGUUCAAUAAUUUAAAAUUCGAGAAGCCUAUUGAAUACUCUACUUACCUUGACAUUUUCUCCCAACCACAUAAUAUACCCCGUAAAGUGAAGUUUACAAGGCAAUACAGGGAAUACAUGGAGAAUUUACUUGAAUAUUUAGUUUAUUUUUUCCAGCGUACAGAGCCCUUGCAAGAUCUUGAUAGGAUUUUGUCAAAGGUUACUGCUGAAUUUGAAGAGCAAUGGGAAAAUGGCAUGGUACAAGGAUGGGAAAAGAAUGCUCAAGAAAAUGGGCAUGUGCCAGCUGAUCAUACUGUUAUUGAUCUUGAUUUUUACAGCACUGUUGAGGAGCUUAAAGAAGUGGGCCCUGAAAAAUUGAAGGAGGCACUGGCUGCAUUGGGGCUCAAGAGUGGCGGUACCAUUCAGCAGCGUGCUGAAAGGCUUUUUCUCACGAAGCAUACACCUCUUGAAAAGUUGGACAAGAAACAUUUUGUGAAAGGUUCACAUGCAUCAGAACUGAAUGGAGGUGCUAUGAACUCAAAAGUUGUUGUCAAUUCAAAAGAAAUUGCCCUGAUGGAGACCAAAAUGAAUAAAUUGUGUGAUUUACUGGAUGAGACAAUUGUACGAACAAAAGAAAAUGUUGUGAAGAAGCAGGCUUUGACAUAUGAUGAAAUGGAAGCAGAACGUGAGGAGGAAGAGACACAGGCUGACACUGAAAGUGAUGAUGAAGAACAACAGAUUUACAAUCCCCUCAAGUUGCCAAUGGGUUGGGAUGGGAAGCCUAUACCUUAUUGGCUGUAUAAACUUCAUGGUCUUGGUCAGGAAUUUAAGUGCGAGAUAUGUGGGAACUAUAGUUACUGGGGUCGUAGAGCAUUUGAGCGGCAUUUCAAGGAAUGGCGUCAUCAGCAUGGAAUGCGUUGCCUUGGCAUCCCAAACACCAAGAACUUCAAUGAGAUCACAUCGAUUGAGGAAGCACAAGAAUUGUGGAAGAGGAUACAAGCACGGCAAGGAGUGAACAAGUGGCGCCCAGAUCUCGAGGAAGAAUAUGAAGAUAAAGAGGGCAACAUUUACAAUAAAAAGACAUAUACUGAUCUGCAGCGCCAGGGACUGAUUUGAAGUACAAUAUACUGCCAGAAAAGCAUCCUUAUGAUUUUGAAUUUUUGUGAUGCCAGAAGUUUGUGUUUUAUGUGUCAUCGAUGAUGACAAGAGCACAACUUGCCACCUGAAGCUAGAAGCGGCAAAUCAGCUGACUGGGAUCAAGGUAUUAAAUUUUGCUAUCCAGUAAUUACUAGCUUAUUGAAUUAAGCAGCAGCUUGUAUUAAAAAAAGUUCGCGAGUUACAUCAUUACUUGCAGCAACAACCUUGAGUUGCAGGGCAUUAAGCAACAAAGCUGUAUCUAAGCUGAAUGACCUUUAGUAUUAUCCAGUCAGGCAUGGAUAGAUAACUGGAUUUUAAAGAUCAAUUUUACACUCGAACGGAAAAGUCAUUUGAUGA